ACUAGGGUUAGGGUUCAGUAUUCUUCCCACUCCCAUAUAUAUACUCUUCCUUCCGUCAUUUUCUACUCUCCACUAUUAUACAUCUUUAAUCUCUACAUCUUUCAAAGAAUCUUUAAAGCAAAUUCAAAUAUGGAGCAAACUUUCAUCAUGAUCAAGCCUGAUGGUGUCCAAAGAGGACUGGUUGGUGAGAUCAUCAGCAGAUUUGAGAAGAAGGGUUUCUCUUUGAAAGCUUUGAAAUUUGUGAAUGUGGACCGCCCUUUUGCCGAGAAGCACUACGCAGACUUGUCUGCCAAGCCCUUCUUCAACGGUUUGGUUGAGUACAUUGUUUCUGGACCUGUGGUUGCUAUGGUCUGGGAGGGUAAGGGUGUUGUUGCCACCGGAAGGAAGCUCAUUGGAGCCACCAACCCACUUGCUUCCGAGCCAGGAACCAUCCGUGGCGAUUUUGCCAUCGACAUUGGCAGAAAUGUCAUCCAUGGCAGUGAUGCUGUUGAGAGCGCAACAAAGGAGAUUGCUCUUUGGUUCCCCGAGGGAGUUGUUCACUGGCAAAGCAGCCUCCACUCAUGGAUCUAUGAAUAGAUCUAUACCUGCUUAAAAUGUUUUACUUGCCAUCUGGAACUUAACUAUCUAAGAGUUGCUAUUAUCUUGAGAAAACAUAUUUGGCAAAUUAGACCUAAUUUUGGUGUUGGUUGAUCUUAUUAGACUGUUUUUUGAUUGUGGUGUUAUGUUUAGUGUGUUACUAUGUGUUCUGCAGGAGCAUUUGAUGACAUACUAUAUUAUUAAAUGAAAAAUUCAUCGUAUUUUUGCUCUAUAAA
Messenger RNA from Chenopodium quinoa (quinoa), 812 nucleotides. RefSeq names its product nucleoside diphosphate kinase 1-like. Lineage: Eukaryota; Viridiplantae; Streptophyta; Magnoliopsida; Caryophyllales; Amaranthaceae. Gene Ontology annotation, molecular function: nucleoside diphosphate kinase activity. The record is from RefSeq and is a predicted model, not a curated record. The transcript is spliced from 4 exons. Gene Ontology annotation, biological process: CTP biosynthetic process; GTP biosynthetic process; UTP biosynthetic process. The coding region runs from base 130 to 576 and encodes 148 amino acids.